Molecule: messenger RNA, 3455 nt
Organism: Sturnus vulgaris (Common starling)
Lineage: Eukaryota; Metazoa; Chordata; Aves; Passeriformes; Sturnidae
Source: RefSeq, a predicted model, not a curated record
GGAAUUUUGACUGUGGUCUGUUCCGUAUCAUUCAGACAGCCCUAAUGUGGAGUGCGUGGAGAAAAUGAGCAUCCAGUAUGAGCUGGUCGAGGGCAAAUGUCAGGAGAAAGGGCAGAUGUGCAAGAUGACCCUGUUGGAUAUGAACAUUUGCACAGCAGAAGAUGCUGAAGUUGUGCACUCCAACAUGCUUCAGAUGACUGAGAAACUAAAAUGUAGGUUUGAAGAAGAAGUGGAACACAUGGAUCGUGAUUUUAAGGAGAUGGCUAAAUGGCAUGAGAAGCAUUGUCAAGGCUUGUACAGAUGUGUUCAGGAGGCCAUGAGUCUCUGGGAUGUCCAUCAACUCCAACUGUCCCAGCAGGAAGACGCACUUCAAAAAAAAAUAGAUGAAUGCAGAUGGGAACAGGAUAAUAUAAUACAGCCUGAGGUCUUUCUGACGUUGUGGCAUCCAAAAUUGCCCCCAGUGCUUGGAGAGACCACAUCCCAGCCUAGAGCAGAGCAGGACAAUCACCUCUCUGGAGCGGUGCCAGAAGACAGGGACAGUUGUCAAAAAUCAGCUGGAGAAAGAAAUCUAACCGAGAAACAGGUGAUCUUGGCACAGGAAAUGGAAGAAGCAGAGGAAGAAGAUGAGGAGAGGAUUCCUUAUAAAAAUGAAGAAAAUGAGCAUGCAGAACAGGGACUAAGCAUUAUGCAGUCAGCAUCAAAGAGCAGUGAGGCCGAAAGUGCUGAAAUUGCCACGGAGGUUUUUUUCACUGCUAGUGAAAACACUUACACUAUUCUUGGAGUUGAAGAGGCAGGAAAGACUGACAUCACAGAGAGUUAUUUUACAAAAUAUGAAAAAGAAGAAUCACUUCCUAUGUACCUGAAAUGUGUACUUCUCACAGAAGCCAUGUUUGUCAAGCUGAAUAAAAGGCUUCGCCUCUGCUUUUUUGAACACUUAGAGAAAUGGUUUGCAGAAUCCUUGUCCAACUCCUAUGUCUUUGUAGCUGCCAAGAAAGAGGAGCUGAAUUCAAUAUUUCUGCUGCAUCUUAAGUUGCAUCAACAAAAACAGGAGGAGAUACAGACAAAUAUCUACAAUGCUCGAGCUGCGGAACUGUCGCUUCACAAAGAGCAUCUUGAGUGCCACUGUGCUGUGUUGACAGAAGGCUUGAAAAAGGAGAAAGCUGAAUUCCUCAGAUUUUCGGACCAGCUAAAUAACCUCAACACAAACUUUCAUUCCCAAGUCUGUAAUUUGGAGUAUGACUUGCUCCACACUCCUGUGACUGAACAGUCAGCUUCUUCCAGCAACAAUCUUGAAUCACAGCUCCGCAACCAUCUGGAAUUUAUCAGGGUUACUGUGAGAAGUUACCAGCAACACUUGGAGGAAGCUUUAGGAAAAUUAAGGGAUUCUAAUGUGGGUUUUCUCAAAAGUUGCAGAUUAUUUUCAGAGGUCGGUGACUUUUCUUCUGAGGAAGUAAAGUUUUUCAACAAGUAUCUUCAGAAAGAAAGUAAGCAAAUUGACUCCUUUGAAAGUUCAAUCAAGACAGAUGUGGAGAAAAUAAAAUCGAGCUGCUUGGAGCAGGCUAUUGAACUUUUCAAGCAGUCUGAAAAAAAAUUUGCUUCUCUCUCUCUGAGUCGAGCCUUUAUGGAGAAGUUCCAUCAAUCUUUGAGAAAGCUACGACAGCAAAUCAAAUCAGAGGUAGCGAAUUCCAAUUUGCAGUCCAUCACAUUAAAGUCUUACCUGGAAAAGCUGCAGCAGAAGAGAGAUGCUUAUGUUCAUUCUACUGCAGAUAAAGAAGUAACUUCUAAUCAGCAUGAAACGGCUUUAACUUCUGAAGAGUUGUAUGAUUUUGCCAGAGAGGUGUUAAAAGAGCUGAAAAAGAGGAGCAAGUAUCUUGACUGCUUCGUAGUAGAAGCAAAGAUCCCACAUGCCACUGAGGAUUUCACUCCUGACACAGAUGGGACGUUGCAAGAGGACUUCACAACACUUGACACGGAUGGGAAGUUACAAGAUUUCAUUGCUUCUGCUGCUCCAAAAGAGAGUCUCAGAGAUGAGAGCAAAAGGAUGGUGAUGGGACUGGAUCCUGAAAAAUUCCCUUUGUUAAAUCCAAGUGGAAUGGAUGCAUCAAUAUUUGAUGAUUUGGCAAUAAGUGUUAUCAAAAAUUUAGCUGGAUUUGGCCUAUCAAAAGAAUCCCGAGACGUAAAUCAGGGGACAAAUGAUCCAGCAAUUCGAGUAAAGAAGUUAUCUGAUGCACAUUCUCAGAAGUCUGCUAGCAAGAGGUCAUCUCGGGAUGAAACAAAGCAAAAAAAAAGUGAAAAAGGCCGAAAAUCUCCUACAAGGGAUGAGAGAUCCGAGAUAUUUGGAAAGAAGCCUGCAAAGUCUGAUACUUUUAAGGGGAUUAUUAUGAAUAUUCUCUGGAAGGGUAACAACACCUUGCUCUACCUUGGUGAGGAGUUCUAUGGAGAAAAGAAGAAUCCUCAGAAGGGAAUGCUUGAAGAUCUUCCAGACACAUUUGAACAUUGGGCAGAAAUGCUCAGACUGAAACUACUGUCAUACCAAAGACAGACAGAUGAUUACUACAAUUUCUGUCUUAGAGAAUUUUGGGAUCAGCUGAAGUGGUUUGAAGAGGAACUCUCUUCUGUUUCCCAACUGGUCGUGGAAAGUCUUUUGAAAGAACAUGAGCAGAAACUCAACUCUUGUACUGGUCAUAUUCAGCAUCUCUUCAACAAACAGCUGAAAGAGUGGGAGGAUAUGAAGACUAUGCACCGGAGAAAAUUACAUUACUCCCUAGUACAGCCAAAUAACUCACUUCAGCUGGAGGCUUUGUGCCAAGAGGAAAUAAAAAGGCAAAGAGAUCAAACUGAUGGUGUUCAUCUCAACACAAAGAUGCUGCAGGAUUGUGCUGCUGAGUGUGCUCAGAGCUUUUUUUCUGCACUGGCUGCCCUCACUGAAAAGCUCCUCUUGGAACUAGAUGAAACUAUCACUACUGAUGAUGUGAAAGUAGCAGGAACUGAAAUACCUACAACAGAGAUGUCGACUUUAAAGCAUUGUAAACAAGAUGGACUUCCUCUAGGAACUUCCAAAGUUCAACAGCUAGUCAAACGAAGAAGGAGGUCUUGGCCAGGAAUACCCAAGACUACUCUUUGUGACUCUCCAGACUAUAUUCUUUGCAGAGGAACUGCGUCCGUUUCAACAGCUAAGACUACCUUGGGCCAUCUGGCAGUGGUGCAUGCAAGCCAAGCUGCAUAUCAGAAAUACAAAAGUAAAGUUGAACAGAUGUUUGCCCAGAUUAAGGAAGAAAAUGCAGAUCAGCUGUUGGCAAUUCAGCGUUGGAAUGAUUGGUGGGAAGAAUCUGUCCGGAAGAUAAAGCUACUCUACGUCUGAGAUCAGUCAAAUUUUGUUGAGCGUUUUUGGUUGUAAAUUGACAAUGAAUGUCACUGAUAUUUUUCUUUUAUCUUACUAAUCUGUUGCAUUGAAA